CAUUGUGCCAGGAAGGGGCGUUAAGUCCGCCAUAUUGGAUAAGGAGUUUUGUUUUGAUUAAGAAAUCGUACAAAUCAUCCAGUAUUUGAAACCAUCCGGCACAAUUUAUAUACGAAAGUGGGUGUAUACAUCAAGAAGAAAUACUAAUAACCACCUUUCUGGCUAUUGUGAGACUACACAUCACAGACCAAGCGAUAUAGCCCCUCGGAGGCUUACAGGAAGUAGAAAUGGCAAAAGAUGACGAAUACGAUUAUUUGUUCAAGGUUGUCUUGAUCGGAGAUUCUGGUGUUGGUAAGAGUAACCUGUUAUCCAGAUUUACCAGAAAUGAAUUUAAUUUGGAGAGUAAAAGCACAAUAGGAGUAGAGUUUGCUACUAGGAGUAUUCAAGUUGAUGGUAAAACUAUCAAAGCUCAGAUCUGGGAUACUGCUGGCCAGGAAAGAUAUAGGGCUAUAACUAGUGCGUACUACAGAGGAGCAGUCGGAGCGUUAUUGGUGUAUGAUAUAGCCAAACAUUUAACAUAUGAAAAUGUGGAGCGAUGGUUGAAAGAGCUGCGUGACCAUGCAGAUAACAAUAUUGUGAUUAUGUUAGUUGGUAACAAAAGUGACUUGAGACAUCUGAGGGCAGUCCCAACAGAUGAGGCCAAGGCCUUUGCAGAAAAACAUAACUUGUCCUUUAUUGAGACAUCAGCCUUGGAUUCCACUAAUGUUGAAGCAGCCUUCCAAAACAUUCUAACAGAAAUUUAUAAGAUUGUAUCACAGAAACAGAUACGUGACAGUCCAGAUGAUGACAAUACGCUAAGCAAUGAUGUUAGAACAAUACAAGUAGCCCCGACAGAUAACUCGCAACCCAAAAAACAGUGUUGCUGAAGAAACUGGUGACCUUGAAUAUUUGACUGUAAGCGUGCACGAGAACUGAAAUACUGAUACGUUAUCAAAAGUCAUUGUAAGAGCAGUGGUGCAUUGAGGCAGAACAUUGGAAUUAUAUCACUAAGUGUAUUAAACGGACAUUUCGAAACCAUGUAAAGAACAACAGACUGUUCUGUGAUCAAGCUAAAUUAAUGAGCACAGUUUAAUUUAAUUUUAGCUCAUUUCUAUCUAAAAUUGCCCGUGGUUUAGCAAAACAAGUUGAUUGCAUGAUUGAGAAAAUAUUUGGUUGUCAUAUGGGUUGCAGUCCAUUCUCUUAUAAUAUUCACAUAGAAGUUGUCUUCAAUGCUUCUAUAAAUUAAAAUUUUCAAACAUUGUUACACCAUCAGUUAAUGAAAGUCACUUACAAAGGAAUUGAUCGUAGGCUAUGCUGGUAGGAUGAGAUGGACAGAAAUAUCAAAAUAUUUUAACUUAUAUGUAUUAAAUUUAUUGUACAAUUGCUGCAGCAGGAAACAAAAUGGUGUUUGAUAUCUUUUGUAUUCUGCUUGCAUGUGCUAUAAAUGUACCAGAGUUGCAGGAGCAACGAUUAUUUCAAAAACCCUGCAGAGAAAAGGCCAUUUGUUUAAUAUGUCAUCCAUGAAAGGAUUAUUUUUGCAUGUAGAUAAAUUAAAGUUUGCAGUUCCUUUUUUGAAAUGCUUAGUAAACUGCAUGUUCAGAUCAAGUGCAGGGAAUCUUUUCUUGGUUUUUGUACAGGAUUGGAAUUAUUUUGUAAAGCAGUGUACAGAAUAGAUAUGUUAAUCAUUACGGUUUCAUCAGUCGGAAUAACCAGCUUCUAAACAAACUCUGAUGAUCGAUGAAUGGGAUUUGGUUGUGUUGUAGUUGAUAAGGGGAGUUUGUAGGAACUGGCAUACUAAAUAUCCUUUUUCAUCCUCUCAAACCAUUACUUAUUGAUCCAUAUGUAACAUAGUAUGGGGGUUAAAGUCAGGCUUUUGUGAACUAUGUGUAAUACAUUAGAUCAUAUAAUAGCUUAUAACAUAAUGUAUAAAUUGUCUAAUAAAAGAACUCAUAUUGUAUUACAAGA
Messenger RNA from Lingula anatina, 1944 nucleotides. RefSeq names its product ras-related protein Rab-11A. Gene Ontology annotation, molecular function: GTPase activity; GTP binding. Lineage: Eukaryota; Metazoa; Brachiopoda; Lingulata; Lingulida; Lingulidae. The record is from RefSeq and is a predicted model, not a curated record.